AUGUCGCUGCAGAGUCUCUUUCGAACAACGCCACAAGAGAUCCUCUGCAAGGAUUUCAGCAAUUCCCCAGAGUCUCUUUCGAACAACGCCACAAGAGAUCCUCUGCAAGGAUUUCAGCAAUUCCCAUUAUCCUCCUACGCGAACAACAUGACGCGCCUUGCUCCCGUCAUCUCCAUCUCCCACGGCGGAGGCCCCAUGCCCAUCCUCGGCGAUCCCUCCCAUACCGCCAUCACAAAGUCCCUGCAAACCAACGUCCCUAGGAUUCUCAAGUUGGACACUCCAGACGCCCCAAAAGCUAUCGUUCUGGUGACGGCGCAUUGGUCGACGAGCAAGGUGACUAUAUCCAGUGGCUCGAAAUAUGACAUGCUGUACGACUACUACGGGUUCCCGCCGGAAGCCUACAAAAUCAAGCAUGAUGCGCCAGGCAGUCCUGAAGUAGCGAACCUUGUAGAAGCUGCGUUGAAAGACGCAGGCAUCGAAUGUGAAAAGGACGCUGAACGCCAAUGGGACCACGGCGUCUUCAUCCCCAUGAAACUCAUCGAUCCCGCAGCCCAAAUCCCCAUCAUCCAACUCAGCGUCCUAUCCUCCGAAUCCCCCUCGCACUCCUUCGCAAUCGGGCGCGCCCUCUCUCAUCUGCGCACCCAAAACAUCGCCAUCAUUGGCUCAGGCUUUGCCACCUUUCACAACCUGCGCCUCGUCUUCUCUGGCGCCUCCUCGACACCGGAAUUCAAGGGAAAAAACGUCGAGUGGAGUACCAAGGUUACGGAGGCAGCGCUCACGCUUGAUGAAGAGCUGCGCCAUGACAAGUUCUUGACAUGGAGGGAGUGGCCCCAUAGUUGGGAGAUGCAUCCUAGAGGUGGGGCGGAACACUUUUUGCCCCUGGUUGUGUGUGCAGGGGCUGCAGGACGAACAAGGGGGAAGGCAUAUGCGGAUGAGUUUGGGGGAUUUGAUAUGUGGAGUUAUUAUUGGGAUGAAGAGGGGGGGGGGAGGAGGAGAACAUAG
This is a messenger RNA of Plenodomus lingam JN3, 1002 nucleotides long. RefSeq lists its product as uncharacterized. The record is from RefSeq and is a predicted model, not a curated record. Gene Ontology annotation, molecular function: ferrous iron binding; zinc ion binding; oxidoreductase activity, acting on single donors with incorporation of molecular oxygen. Lineage: Eukaryota; Fungi; Ascomycota; Dothideomycetes; Pleosporales; Leptosphaeriaceae.